UGCGACGCUGCUCCGCGGCCGCUAUCGAUCGCAAUGGUUGGCCGCCGUUAGGACCACCGCGCGAGCGGCGUACAUCGACGGCGGCGGCGACGACGACUAAGCCGCAGAAAAAGACGAAUACGUCGUCGACAACGACGAAAUCGGUAAAGAUAACGAUAACAGUACGAAUAGGACGUGCCGCCGCCACAUCUGAUCAACCCGAAAACCGCCGUUCGGGACCUGCAAGGGUUGUGCCGGCCAUCGCCGCUGCACCUGCAGCACCGGCACUCGCGACACCGCCUGCGUGUUCAAGCCUGCCCGCGCCGUUUCCAGCUCGGCUAUCUGCUAUGGGAACCGUGCUCAGUAUCAGCCCCAAAGACCGCAAAUCCGUGUACCCGGCCAUGGCCAGCAGUGCCAGCGCGGCUGAGUUCACGCUCAACAGCUUUACAUACGAGCAGCUGACGAAACGUCGGCACGCCGACGUCAUGGCCGGCCGUAGCAUAUCCAUGAUGCUGCCAGCUAAUAUAAACAUAAACACCAUAAAUAAUAACAUCAUUAACAACAACAACAACAACAAUCACAAUCACUUACACCAUCACCACCACCACAACAACUCGGAAAAUAACUGUAAGACGGCGACAACAGGCGGCGAACCUCAUCAGCAGCAGCAGAGAGGCGCGUUGGAAAAGAGCUUGAAAAAACAUUCGGCCCUGAUCAACGCACUCAGCUGGAAACGGUUUAGCACGUCACAGAACAAGAAGAAGCUGGACAACGGUGGCACAGCCGGCGGUGGAGGCGGCGUCAAGUCCAAGCAACUGUUGGCGGGCCGGCAACCGUUGGUAGACACCAACGCCAACGUCGAUUGCGGUGGUCGGCCCAACGGCGUCCGUCGGUCCGUCACCACCACAGGACUGGAUGUGGCCAACAACAACAGCAGCGGUGGCUGCACCGAUAAACUGGUGCCUAGGGCCACGCUGGUUCCGUCACACACGUGCCACAACCUCGUGCCGCGGAAGACUAUCAUACAAGCGAGCACGUCCGAGUUGCUCAAGUGCCUGGGCAUCUAUUUGCACCACAAGUGCUACAAGCUCAACGAUUUCCAAGCAGGCGACGCGGUCAUGUGGUUGAGGACGGUGGACAGGAGUCUACUUAUACAGGGAUGGCAGGAUGUGCCGUUCAUAAAUCCGGCAAACGUGGUGUUCGUGUACAUGUUGGUUCGGGAGCUGGUGGACGAACGCGUGGCCACGGAACCGGAACUGCAAGCUGUAGUGCUCACAUGCUUGUACUUGGCGUACUCGUACAUGGGCAACGAAAUAUCGUAUCCGCUGAAACCAUUCCUGGUCGAGGAUAGUCGGGACGCAUUCUGGGACCGGUGCCUGGGCAUCGUCCGUACCAUGUCGGCCAAGAUGUUGCGCAUCAACGCCGAGCCCGCGUACUUCACGGAGAUCUUCAGCGAACUGAAAGCCUGCGGCACGCUCAACGCGGUGUUGCAGUCGGCGUAAUGAUAGCGCCGCCAUCGCCGUUCACAAUAACCACCGCGAAAUAUGCAGUACAAACCGUGUCAUCGUUGCCUUCACAGUUAGCAGCAGUUCUAACACCUGUCAUUUGCAACGGUAACGCGCAUCGCCAUUAAUAUUGUCAUAAAAUUACAUAUUGUCGAUCGUCCAAUCCACGAUGAUAAAAAUGUUUAUAGAACACAUGUUAUGUGUACUGGAACACGUCUUCCUACAGUGUCUACCGCGUUAAAUAAAAUAUCAUUGUAAUUAUUAUCAUUAUUAUUAUUACUAUUAUUAUUAUAUGAAGCCGCAAAAUCCUCCUCUCACCGUCGCCAUUUGAUGGCCAUUACCCUCUGCGAAACGACACCAUGUACAAGGUUUGUUUCAAUACGAAAUUUGGGACGUGGGGACUAGUUUCAAAUUGAUCUAUGAUUGAUUUACCGAGCAUGCGCUAAUCUGACUCGAGAUUCUGUUGAAAUGCGUUUCGAACUGUAGUGUCCCUAAUUUCAAGUUUCGAUCUAAAUCCACGGUUUCAAAAAAAAAGUACAUAAAUAUGUCAUUAACUUUAUGAUUCAUGUCGUGUUCACCAACCACUCUAAAUUUCAACAAUAAGCCAAAUUCAUCUCUUCUCGUUGGAACGGUGGGAUGUGUCCAGUUGAAUUAACACUUGCAUUGUUACUGACCCACUUGUUUAUUUUAUCAUGUCUGAGAUAAUUUUUAUUGACAGAAACCAAUCGUAAUAACUAAUGUAAUAAUGUGUUGAAACAUCCGUCUGACAGCUUAAGUUUGAAUUUUUUCAAGCGUGUUGAAACAGCAAAAUUCUGUUACGCAUGCUACCUCCGCUGUAGUUUAAUGAUGGUUUAUCUACGAUGUUAGAACAAUUCCGUAAUGUACUGUCGGUUAAUAUAUUAUCAUAAACCAGCUAUUUAAUGUAUCGAUGUAAAAAUAUAUUUAAAUCAACAAAAUUAUACAAUUUUAGUAUCAUGCCGUCAAUAAUAAAUGCGUAUUAAAUUCAAGAAGUUUGUUUAGAGAGUAUAUCGUUUGAUUAUGAUAUAUUAUCACGAUAUUGUAUAUUAAUGAACGAAAAUAUUUUGAUUCUGCUUAAGCGGAGUUUGCGUAGUACAUACAAUAUUACGAUGAAACACCGUUAGCCGUAAACAUUAUUUAUUAUUGUAAUGUACUCAUGCGCAAGGUAUAACGUUUGCGCAAUCCCGUCCACCCACCAACACCCAUCACGUCCGUCCACGUUCUCAAAUCGAUAAAUCCCUCUGUCUGGGGUGCGCUUACCCACCGCAAAUUGUCCUGUAUAUAUUAUAUUAUGCGAGUGGAGCGGAAGUUUUUUCCUCUCGUGCCAUUUUUAUCGUACCAUUAAUUUACCAAUAUUUUGAAAUGCGCAUAAUCAUAUUUCUCUCCAUAUAUACCUCAUCGGUGACGGUAAAAAUUCAGUGACAAUCUUCAAAAAUAAAUUUAGGUUAUUUUGCCAUAAUCGUGGGCAUGAUUUUAGACAGCAUUUGGAACUAUUUCGCAGGCCUCCGGGAUUUAAAUCUAAUCUCUUUGACAAAAAAGAUGGGACUGAAAGCAUGAUAUAUAGGGUCGGUCACGUGUGCCAUGUCAGGUUUUUUCAUGGCGGUGCAUGAACAUUCAGAAUAAUAAUUAUACAGAAAAACUAAUCUGUCGUUUCGCUUUUAAGUUUCCGCUAUUAUGCAGCGCCAACUAAUAAAAUCUAUAUAUUACGUACGACUUGGCUUAUAUUUUUGAAAACUGAUAAAAAUAUAAAAUUAGCUAUCUGCGUAUAAUACAAACACAUAUAUGUAGUCCAACCUCUAUUUUAACAUGUGAAAUAUAAAAAAAAACUCAAAUAAUCAUUUAGAACUUCGCCCUCCCCCUAGUCCUCUUUUUAACAAUAGUGUGACCAAUUGUUCAGAAUGAGUGCGUUGUGGAUUUUUUUACAGGCAUUAAAUGCGUAUCUUAGAUUAAAACAUAUAAAUUAUACAUUAUAUUAAACGUAUACACUAUAGUCGUUGUAUACCUAUGCGUUUUUCAUAUAGUAAUAACACAUUAACAAUAUUACGUUCAUGGGGAUUGAACUUGCAAAACGAUUGAUGUGUAUAUAAUUUAUGUAUAUCUAAUGGUUUUUCUUUUAAUCAAUAUUUUAUUUUUUUUUAUCGAAAGACAUAUUAUACUGAAUAAACUAGAAAUAAUCAAAAUAAACAACAAUGUAUAGAGUAAUUGAUGAUAUUUCGAAGAAACCAUUGAGUAGUUUUAUAUUUAUUAUAAUUAUGUAUUUUAGAUAUCUUAAUUUUUUCAGUUUUUAAUCCCUCGCCGUCAUCCAUCACGUCUGACUAUCGAAUUCUUUGGCAAUAAUUUACAAUAUUUUUUUCUAUCGAGGUCGUGUAAAUAUAAUAAUAUUCGAUAUUGAUAAAAAAAAAAAAAACAUUAUUAUUGUUCGUCGUUUAACAGUGAUAACCCUCCCCCUCAUACAAUAAUCGCACGCACAACAGAAGAAAAGCAUUUUACUUUUUCAAUUUGAAUACAUUAUAUAAUAUAAUAACGUAACAUUGAAUAAAAUUAUACAUUUUCGAGGCGAUUUACUAUUUAUUUUGUGGUGACCCAAACGCGUGUACGUGUGUACUGGUGAGAAGGGGCACGUGGUACACAAAUAGCAAGGCUGCUCCUCUCCACAUAGUCGUACUUACUCGUCGUUUGGACAACCGUAAAGCACGGGUUCAAAAUUCCUCCAUUUUUAAAUAAAAGACAAAAAUAUUGUAUAUGGUAAUUAAUGUUUGUUUUAAUUUAAUUUUGUUAUAACAUUACAAAUAUUAUAAAUAUUAUAUUAUAGGUAGACAUAAAACGAUGUUGUUUUAAUUUAUAAGUGUAUCGAAUUAAAUUUGAGAAGCCGUACGAUGCAAUAUAAUUAUUACGGCGCCAUAAUUUAAUAAAAUUAUAUAGGCAAAUUAAAAGCAAUUUUUUUUUUUAAUUCGACUAUCGUUAAAAUAUCAUUUCCAUCAUAUUAUACAAUUUCAGUAUUCCAUACAAAACAUUCCAUUUAUUAUACAUAAUAAAUAUUAAUAUAAGUAGA
Molecule: messenger RNA, 4554 nt
Organism: Melanaphis sacchari
Lineage: Eukaryota; Metazoa; Arthropoda; Insecta; Hemiptera; Aphididae
Gene: Cdk5alpha
Product: cyclin-dependent kinase 5 activator 1
Exons: 2
Coding region: 327-1481 (384 amino acids)
Biological process (GO): activation of protein kinase activity; positive regulation of cyclin-dependent protein serine/threonine kinase activity
Cellular component (GO): cytoplasm; protein kinase 5 complex
Molecular function (GO): cyclin-dependent protein serine/threonine kinase activator activity; protein kinase binding
Source: RefSeq, a predicted model, not a curated record